CCAUCCAUUCCAUCAUUCCAUACCCAUCAAAGCCCAGACUACGCGAUCCCAUCGAACCAACCCGACCCUGGCAAGCCAGGAGAAAUGGUCGUCGAUGGGUCGGCAGCAAAGAAGAGAAAUAUUGACAUCGCUAAGGAAAUGCAACGACAAAGGGGGGUAUUCUAGUUCUCUAGCGAGCGACUAUGAGAAGAAACGUGCAAGAGCAAAACGAGUGUCCUGUAAAACCACCGACCGUCCAGAUGCAGCCCAUCCCGACCCAUCGCCCAAGGUAUGCCGCCAGCCCAGUCCCGAAACUCAAGAAAAAACUCCAUCCGCCACCGUCCCCCAGUGUUGAGAUGUUUCUUCGUACCCAUGAGGGAAAGUUUGAUGCGAAAGCAAAGCCCCGGCUUGCUAAUGAAGUAAAAUUCGGUAAAGCAACGCAAAAAUCAACGCUGUCAUAACAUCAUGAAACAAAUGAAUCGACAAAGGAAAUCA
Mollisia scopiformis is the source of this 474-nucleotide messenger RNA. RefSeq lists its product as uncharacterized. The transcript has a single exon. NCBI's taxonomy places the organism in Eukaryota, Fungi, Ascomycota, Leotiomycetes, Helotiales, Mollisiaceae. The coding region runs from base 183 to 440 and encodes 85 amino acids. The record is from RefSeq and is a predicted model, not a curated record.